AUGUCCGCCGCUAUUAACCGCUCACUUACCACUGUCAAGACAGAACUCGAAUUCUUGUUGGAGUCCAAAGUCAUCACCAAAGAUUUAUACGAUGAGAUUCUAAGACAACUCCCUGGAAAAUAUACACCUGGUAUGAUUCCAGCUGACGUUCACAAAGUUGAAUCAGCACCAACACAAGCUCCACAGAACGAAAAGAAGCAAGAAUUUGGCUCUGCAAAUAGUGCUCAGGCCCCACCACCAUAUUCCGAGCAGUCAUCAAAUGAUAAGAUUUAUGUUGAGGCAUUGUACGCAUACAGACCUCAGCAACCAGAAGAUAUGGAGCUUCAAGUUGGCGAUAAGAUUGAGGUUAUCGAAAAGCUGUCGCCAUCCUGGUGGAGAGGAACCUGUGGAAGCCGUUCUGGAAUAUUCCCUUCGAAUUAUGUCAAGGAACUUGGUAACUUUGAGAAAGACCAAAAGCAGCAGUCGUCUGCAUUUCAACCUCCUCCUCAGCAGAUGCAAGUUCAGCAACAGCAACAGCCGGCAUAUUUCAGUCAGGGGCCUCAACAGUUUAUGACGCCGCAAAUGCAACAGCAACCACAACAGGAGACAGAGCACCAUUCCAAUACUAAUGAUACUUUGCACAAGUUUGGAUCUAAGCUUGGAAAUGCUGCUAUAUUUGGAGCAGGUGCAACCAUUGGAAGCGAUUUGGUUAAUAGUAUCUUUUAA
Brettanomyces bruxellensis is the source of this 705-nucleotide messenger RNA. RefSeq lists its product as uncharacterized. Gene Ontology annotation, molecular function: protein binding. The transcript has 2 exons. The coding region runs from base 1 to 705 and encodes 234 amino acids. Lineage: Eukaryota; Fungi; Ascomycota; Pichiomycetes; Pichiales; Pichiaceae. The record is from RefSeq and is a predicted model, not a curated record.